Ilex paraguariensis (yerba mate) is the source of this 444-nucleotide messenger RNA. Lineage: Eukaryota; Viridiplantae; Streptophyta; Magnoliopsida; Aquifoliales; Aquifoliaceae. The record is from the annotation of a GenBank genome assembly.
AUGGCAGAGAAUAAAACAGACCAAACCCCAGAACUCACGAGCUCAAUUCACGGCGAGAAGUCAGAUUCUGGCGAAAAUCCGACGAUUUCCACCACCACCACCACAUCUAGCGAAUACAAGCUGAGAAACAAAGACCCUGAAACGGAUCCCCAGCCGAAGAGAAGAAAGAACUGCCCAAGUGCACUGGACAAGUUCGAAGCAAUCAAGUCUUCAUCAAAUUCAAGCUUUUCAUUCACUUUCGACACUAAAGUUGGUGGAGCUCCUGAAUUCACACCCAAAUUUGGAUCAUUUAACUUGGUGGCAGCCUCGCCAGACAACGAUCGGUGUUGCCAGAUUCCGGCGAUCAAAGCAAAAGCCGUAGAAUUGGAAGAAGCAGAGGUAAUUGUGGAGAGAGAAGUUGUGGAAGUGCUGAGUGGGGUUGAUGGGAUCAAGAGUGUUGAGUAA